AUGGAUAUCCUGAGGAAUGAAGUUAAGAAGGUAGAGGACUGCUCAUUAUCUAUGAAGGAGGCUCUUGGAAGAUGCCAGGACGUAGCCGGCUUUAUUGGACUAUAUCUCCGAAGAAACCCAAGCAGGAGGCACCCGGAGUUUUUGGAGUUUUAUGAUGAUCUCGAUGUGUCGUCGCAAGUGCUUCUCUAUGAGCAUAAGAGAAAGAUGGUCAAGAACGACAGAUUUGAGCUAGAGUGCAUAACGAGGUACUGCAUAGAGCAACGCUCAGAACUGUCCUACGACAUCAUAAGGACCAUAAGUAAUCCCAAGAUUCUAUUCAAAGCGCUGGCAGCAAGUUUUUCGUCUGUCGACCUCGACGAAGAGGAUGAUUUUUUCUUUACAAGGUGCAUAGUGCUGGCGUUGAGGACCCACAGCAUAGACUCUGACGAGAUGGAUACCCUUAUAGCUGGUGUUGGGUGCCACUUCAGCGAUGGACGCAGGGUAUACUAUGAGCACGGAGCCAUUGUCGCAAGUGUUUUGCUGAAUACAUGUGAGUUUGGCGUAGAGUCCAUGGACGAGGCACAGAGAAUGAUUGGCGACAUACCCCCCUGUGUGCUGAAGAAAGACAGAAAACAUGCCUUUGUAGAUCCAAGCAAUGCAUUUAGUCGUUACAAGAGGGUGGAAAACGACCUUGGGAUUGUUAGGAGUAGCUGGAGACCAAGGUACCUCCAAGAGGCGAUUAAGAUCAUUGCAGAGGAGAAGGACAUCGAAAAGAUCGAGAUCAGCUUCAAAUGCUUUCCAGAUUUGGUCGGAAGUGCAACCGAAAGAACAUUGAAGCACAGAGGUAAGGAAGCACUCGAGGUGCUUGUCGGCUACGACGGAUUUGAGGAGCACAAGGUCGAUGCCAUUUCUUCCCUUCUCCGGAAGUCCUUUGGGUUUCUUGCAGGUGAUGCCGUGGAUGAUUUCUUUAACACAAGACUCUGCCUGAAACACAGGAUCAUUUUGAUUUUCUCCUUUAGGAAGGUCAUUAAGGAAGUGUCCUGCGAUCAAGCCAUCUUUCUUUAUAGAAGUAUAAGAUUUAUGCACAAGAGGGUUCACUACGAGAUUCCAAGAGUGAUGGCAAGGGCUCUUGAGUGCUUUUUGUCUGAGGGGCAGAAAAGGGCUGUGGAGGUAAGGGGUUCAGCAUGCCUUGAGUCUGACCUUUAUGGCAAAGAAGGCUACCCCUGGAAAUGUAUGAAGUUAAACUGA
Molecule: messenger RNA, 1227 nt
Organism: Encephalitozoon cuniculi GB-M1
Lineage: Eukaryota; Fungi; Microsporidia; Unikaryonidae
Exons: 1
Coding region: 1-1227 (408 amino acids)
Source: RefSeq, marked provisional